Molecule: messenger RNA, 1542 nt
Organism: Amorphotheca resinae ATCC 22711
Lineage: Eukaryota; Fungi; Ascomycota; Leotiomycetes; Helotiales; Amorphothecaceae
Exons: 3
Coding region: 1-1542 (513 amino acids)
Biological process (GO): glycerol catabolic process
Cellular component (GO): cytosol
Molecular function (GO): glycerone kinase activity
Source: RefSeq, a predicted model, not a curated record
AUGUCCCUCGUCAUUGAGCCAACAUUGCCUUACCCGACCGCCGCCCUGCAACUCGAAGAUUCCAACAGAUGGGCCCGAUUAUUUCCUUUGAUCCGACCAUCAGUCAAAGCUGUCGAGCUAGCGAGUGGCCAGACGGUCAUUAUAGAUACUGCGCUUGCUCACAGCAAGAACGUGUUGAUUGCAGCAAUUGGGAGUGCGGGCAAUCUCUCAAGCAGGAUACUGAGCGACUCGCAUCUGUCGGCUUUCACAACGCAACAGGGUGAGAAGCCGGGUGCAUCAGCAGAAGAAAUUGCAAGCUUGCUCAACGAGAAUGGCUUCCCUAUCGAGAACGGGCUGGUGCUUGUGAGAACGGGUUCGCAGCAAACUCUGAGAGUGGUUUCUGAGAGGGCUGUGGAGGCAACAGUAGUUGGAGAGCUGAGAUUGGAUCACAUUUUGUCCUUGCUGUUGUCCUCAAAUGGCGAAACAAAGGCAUCAUUUGAGAAAACCAGCACCAUUCUCGAAUAUUUUAUGAAAGCCGCUGCCGCAACGACAUCAACGUUCCACAAAGAUAAAACCGGAAACAGACCUUCGGUUAUUCAUGGUGUCGAUACUGCUGGAUUUGAGUCGGUGAAUACGGCGAUUGAGAAAGACCUUGGCCUUCUUUUGACCCCGGAGACAUCAUUGGGGACAAACUUUGUAUAUUCCGUUCAUUAUUCGGAUAUCAAUGGCCUUUCAAAUCUCGAGAGCAAUAUUCUGGCUCACGAGAUCUCAAUAUAUUUCUCCCAGAAGAACCUACCUUCCUACAUCACCCAGUCGACGAUUCUCAACAACCAGUCUCAAGCCCGGGGAUGGGCUAUCUCUCUCUGCGCAGUACCCGCAACCUUCCUAACUGCUCAGCCACGACCGUCAAACUUGCUUUCAAAAGCUACUACAGCUGCACCAUCAACCAAACCAAAAGCUGGCGCAUUCAAUAUCCAAGUUCCCGAUGCUCAAGCACGGAAGGUCAUCACAGCCGGAUGCGAGAGGCUAAUCAAAGAUGAGCCCACCAUAACUCAGUACGAUGAAAUAGUAGGCGAUGGCGACUGCGGGUACACCUUGAGAGAUGGAGCGAAGCAGGUCUUAAGCUUCGUCGGCAAGGCGGACCUCUCCAACUUGCCUUCCACUCUCAGCGACCUUGUCGACGAUCUCGAGGUAACCAUGGGCGGCACAUCCGGAGCCCUGUACUGCAUCUUCAUUUCCUCGCUGGCUCAAAACCUGUACGAUGCGCCUAGCUUCCCCGAUGCAUUGCAAGGGGCCCUGAGUCACCUGUUGAAAUACACCCGGGCGAGACUUGGAGAUCGGACGUGUCUCGACUGUCUGAUCCCGUUUGUGGAGACGUUGAAGGAGACGGGGGAUGCAAAGAAGGCGUUACUGGAGGCGGAAAAGGGAGUGGAGAGUACGAAGAAACUGGAGGCUAAAUUGGGAAGAUCGAGUUACUUGGAUGAAGCUGCUACGAGAGGUGUGCCGGAUCCGGGGGCGUACGGGUUGUUGAAAUUGUUGGAGGGGAUGGUAGGUGCGUCGUAA